UCAAUACACGCCCUCAGCGGAAGUGCGCCAAACUGGGUUUCCUGUCAUUUUUAUUUUGGUUAAUUACUGAUACACUUGUUUAUUUUUUCUUUAAGGAAAGCCUUCAGACGAGCUCAGCAUACUUUUAAUCUCAGAAACGGACAAAAGUGCGUUACAUGAGGAUUCCACGAAUGUCACUGCAAGAGUUUUAUUUAGUUCGCUGAUUUUGCAAGCUAGCUGACUAAGCUGUCACUUGAGCCGUUAGCCUGCUGGCCUAAUGGUCAGGUGUUAAUGCAACUUACUGCAAAUAGAAAAUACUGAAAUCGCUUUCAUUCUGUAAAAUCGAGCGUAUGAAAGAGGAUUUUUUUGGACAGAUUAACUGAAUCGACUGUCAAAACGUUCAGGUUACUGCAAGCAUAGCCAGCUAGCUUGUGAAGCCGUUACAGAGCUAACCCAGUGCAGGAGUUUGCUCAUUUACUGCCUUGUAUUACUUCUCAGAUUACCACAUCUCUUUCUUCUAAUUUAUAUUUUGCUCUAACUCGUAGUCUUUGGUUUUAGAAUUGAUAUGCUGGCACCGCCAAUCCCUACCAUCAUGCCGGCUCUUCUGGAGAGGCCCAAACUGUCUAAUGCCAUGGCACGUGCCUUGCACAAGCACAUUAUGAGUGAGAGAGAGCGCAAGAGGCAAGAGGAGGAAGAGGUUGACAAAAUGAUGGAGCAGAAACUAAAAGAAGAGGAAGAGAGGAAGAGGAAGAAAGAGAUGGAGGAGAGAAUGUCCUUAGAGGAAACAAAAGAGCAGAUAAUGAAGAUGGGAGUGAAACUGCAGGGUCUUCAAGAGGAGAAGCAUCAGCUUUUUCUGCAGCUGAAGAAAGUCCUACAUGAGGAAGAGAAAAGACGACGGAAAGAACAGAGUGACAUGACAACUCUGACUUCGGCUACAUACCAGCCAAACAUGGCCAUCCACUCUGGGCAGCACCUUCUCAGCAUGCAAGCUGGUCAGGUUAGUCAUGGGCGUCCAGGUGCUCUUCUUGGGGAACGCAGCAAACAGCUCUUCCAGUCUCCAGUCAUUCCUACGCGUCAUUUCCAGUCUCAGCCGGGAUUCAGUGCAGGUGGAACAGAGCAUGGCCAAUAUUCUGGAGGCCAGCCGAGUCACAGCCCGUAUGGAGUCACUCAGCCGCAGCACACAUCACCUUUUGCCUCCAGUCAGCCGGUGCCAGCCAACUAUGCCAGUGGUUCACAACUUAGAGGUGCAUCAGCAUUCCAGGCCAUGCAGUACCUGCCCCAUCAGCAGCAGGGCUAUGCAGUCCACAGUCAUUUCACCUCUCAGCCCGGUUACAUCCCCAGUGCUGGGAUUCCCCUGCAGAAACAAUUGGAACAUGCUAACCAGCAGUCUGGCUUCACAGAUUCGAGUCCAUUGAGGCCCAUGCAUCCGCAGGCUCUGCAUGUGAGUGCUGCAGGUUUGCUGCCUACUCCCUCUAUUGCUGUCCAGAUCGCUCCUGGCAAGUCUGGCUUACCAUAUGCACAUCCACCAAGGCCAGCUUCCCCAGGCGCAUUCACGCAUGGAACGGCCUCACAACAAGCACAUGCAAGACGACAAGAGACGAAUCUACUUCAACAUAUGCUGAUUACGGCUACUUUUCAAAGCUCAUCUCAACCAACCCCUCGCCACACCUACCUUUCUCACAGCCAAUCAGGGCAGAGGUUUUACCACCAUGGCAAAUAGCUAUUCAUUUCAGUCUAAUGCAGAAUGUUAGGGUUUGAAGAUAAGAUUCACCACUUACACUUUGAAGGCUUUUGGAUUAAAGCUAAAUAGCACACAAUGCUUGGCAUCAUAGUGUUAUGACGUAGAACACAUGACUGCGUUACUGUCACAUGCAAGUCAUUUUCUGUUAUUCUUCAGAUGGUAGACCUCCCUUUGCAACAGGGUAUGCCAUUUCUUUCAAUAUUACAGUGGGAUGUGUCUGAAAGUUUCUUUUAUGCAUUUGAAGACGUCGGCAACAGCUGUGCCAAUAUUAGUAACAUAAUACUACCACUAAAUGACACAACUAGAGUUAAAUGUGGUUUUAAAACUAACUAAACAAUGUAGGAACAGAUUAGAAUAUAUUUCCAUGUUCUGUAACAGACCUCCCACUCAGGGCCAUCUAUAACUUGCAUUAACAUUGAUGAAUGCACCUUUUCCCUAAUUCAGAGAACAGGGAAAUAAUAUUUUCAUAUGAUUUUAAAUUUGAAAUGUAAUGUUUUUAGCCAACCAACUGAAUUUCACAAAAUUGCACUUAAAAACAAAUUUAAAGAAUAAUCUGUUUAAAAGAGCUUGGUAAAACGGUAAUAAAUAGUUGUGUAGAAAAAAAAUCUUUUGAGUUAUGGUAUUUUUAUGUAGAUUUUUCUUUUGUCUGUAUUAUUCUGAAUUAUGUGGUUGGGUGGAAGUGUGUUUCGAUAUUGGCUUAUGUAAAUACCUUGAUAAUGAUGAAAUUUAUUCAGCACUGUCUCAACAUUUCAAUUCAAUUUGGAUCUUUUGUUUUUUUGUUGGCCGUUCCUCUUAAAUACUGUGGAAUUCCCCGGUACUAUUGACCACAAAGCAUUUCAGCUCAUCUUGAAAGCAUGCCACUCUAUUUAGUCUUUCCUACAUUUCCCUUGAGUUUAAGACAUCAGGAAUAGACUAUUCUAAGCUGAAGGAUUACUUUUCUCUCUCUCUCUCUCUUUUUUAUUUUUUAGAUGAAUCAUAAGGCACCCAACUUUACAGCAUUCCCUCUAACUCAUAAACAUCUUAUAUUCUGAAGCCAUUAUAAGUAAAUCACGUGUUUUGUACUGUUAAAUGAAAAAUCUCAUUAUUCACUUACCCUCAUGUUCUCAAAAACCUUUGUGGAACACAAAUGGAACAUCUUUUUGCAUUUCAUAGAAGAAGAAAAAUGUUUGGAAUGAUAUGAGGGUAAGCAAAUGAUGACCGAAUGUUUAUUUCUGGAUCAACUGUAAUUUAAGUUAUGAGGUCACCUGACAAGAGUACUGUUCGUAAAAUGCCAUGGAAGUGUGUGGUUAGCCAUCAGAGACUUCCAAACGGUCCUCUCAAAAACCGCUAAAACUUGGCAGGAAGUUAUGGAGGAAGUUGUGUAGGUUGGAACUUGUCUGCCUCUCCUUUUACAGUACUUGCAUUUACUGAAGGGUCUGAGAGACACCUUUUUGUGGUUGCAUCUCAAAGAUGAGAUUAAGUUUGUCAAAUAAUUUGCAUGAAACAAUACAC
This is a messenger RNA of Onychostoma macrolepis, 3211 nucleotides long. It is a transcript of the gene gps2, whose product is annotated as G protein pathway suppressor 2. The transcript is spliced from 13 exons. Gene Ontology annotation, molecular function: transcription coregulator activity. Gene Ontology annotation, biological process: regulation of transcription by RNA polymerase II. NCBI's taxonomy places the organism in Eukaryota, Metazoa, Chordata, Actinopteri, Cypriniformes, Cyprinidae. Gene Ontology annotation, cellular component: transcription regulator complex. Bases 545 to 1699 code for a protein of 384 amino acids. The record is from RefSeq and is a predicted model, not a curated record.